GACAAUUUGAAAAGAGAGACCAUUCUAAGCAGUCUGGUUUGUUAGUUUUAAUAGGUUGGUGAUCAUGUACGUUUUCGAAGACACGUUAAGUUCCUUAAAUUUAAUGUUCUUUGCUUCAGGCAUCCCACCAUGCAACGAGUUUUACCCUGAAACAAUUCGAAUGAUUUUCAAGGAAAAUAAGUUCUUUUUGAUUGCAUUUUCACUGCUACUUUACACCCAGCUGGGGGAAAUCGUGUACUUGGCGCAGAUGGUUCAGCGAGAAUGUUCGUUUCUUGAGCUCACGUUUCAGGCUCCAUGCGUGGGUUACUGCAGCAUCGGUUUGCUGAAGAUGGUCGUAAUUGCAGUUAAAAGAAAUGUCAUUGCAGAGUUGGUGCAAAAUUUACGGGAUGUUUGGGAUCAAUCGAUCAUUACAGUGGAACAUAGGGAAAUUUGCAAAAACGUUAUGAAACCUGCUAUUUCCAUCACUUCUCUAACUGCUGUUGUAAAUGUUAUAAUGGGAAUAUCGUUCACUAUUUUGCCGAUUGCGGAAAUGAUUUAUCAUUACGCAUUAGCAGGUGGUUGGGUGCGCCAGUUACCAUUCCUCAUUUGCUGGCCGUUUGAUCCGCUUAGUGGAAAUAAAUAUUUUCUAGUAUAUCCGUUAUACAUUGUUAUUGGAUUUUCAGGAAUAAUAAUUCAUAUGGCAUUUGACUGCUUAUUUUGCAUUUUGACUGCGCAUAUUUGUAUGAACUUUAGGAUACUAGAGCAUGACUUUGAAAAUAUAAAAUCAGCAAGUGACAUCAACGAAACAUCUGAAUCGAUUACAAAAUGCUUAAUACACGUAGAAAAACACCAACGUUUGCACAAGUAUAAAGAAGCAGUAGAUGGAAUAUUCAGUUUUACACUGUGUUAUAACUUUUUUGUCAGCUCUAUUAUUAUUUGUAUUCAAGGAUUUAUGAUAACAGCUGCUUCCGGCUACACGUUGAUUAAGUUCGCCCUAUUUCUUGCAUCCUUUUUAGUCGAGCUUUUCUUGCUGUGCUUUUACGGACAGGAUGUCUCAGAAAGUAGCUCCCAAGUGGCUCAAGCAGCUUAUAAUUGUAGCUGGUACAAUGAGAGCAAGAAAUUUCGCCAAUUGAUUCUUCAAAUCAUCAUGAAAGCUCAACGUCCACUUGUCCUGAUGGCAUGGAAGUUUUGGCCCGUUAACAUAAUGACAUUUAGUAGUAUUCUAAGUGCAUCAUGGUCCUAUUUCACACUGCUUCGCACAGUUUACUAUAAAUAAAACAGUCACAAAAUGGUAAAAAUAAGACAAAAAAUUAAAUUCAAAUAAAACUUAUUCAUUCGGUUAUGCGUAAUUAAACCAAAAUUGCAAUAAAUAACGAUUUCAUCAAAUGAUUGGCGUUGUUCACAGUGGCAUCACGUGAACUUGUUAGCACCUACGGUGCCAAAGCAAUUACGAAAUUCAAAUGAAGACAUUAUCGUAGCAACGAAUUAAUACAACUAUAAAUCAUAUCUCGCUGAACGUCUCGUUAGAAAACCCGCUUCACUUAGUUUCAGUAAUCCCGGCGAAUCACCAUUUUAACAGAGUAACAUUCCUAGGUUGAUGGAGUGGGGCGGUACCCACAUAUCAGGGAGUUUAAUCGCUAAGCUCCUCCUACAAAUGUGUAAAAAGUGACAACAUCAUUCAUGGUUAAAACAAGGUGCAACUUUUGUGAUUUUAUUUUAAUUUAAACUCAAAAGAUUCUGUAACUCAACAAAAUGGGAUGUCCGUUUUCAUCCCAGGUUUAAAGUAUUUCAAGCAUGUAUAGUUUUUAACUUACAAUAAAACGACAUUCACGAGCAUGCCCUAGGCAAAGGGGCAAUAAAACCCCUGUCGGAUGUGGCUACUGCAGAAUAAUUUACGAUCACCCCACUUCAACGGUCGCCCCAGGUUGGCAGGUCGCAGUUGCACAUUCAAUUGAAUUUUGUUUUUUCAAUAAAAUCUAAUAAUCUAAUUAGAA
Culex quinquefasciatus (southern house mosquito) is the source of this 1973-nucleotide messenger RNA. Its product is annotated as odorant receptor 4. The transcript is spliced from 9 exons. Gene Ontology annotation, biological process: sensory perception of smell; detection of chemical stimulus involved in sensory perception of smell. Lineage: Eukaryota; Metazoa; Arthropoda; Insecta; Diptera; Culicidae. The record is from RefSeq and is a predicted model, not a curated record. Gene Ontology annotation, molecular function: odorant binding; olfactory receptor activity. The coding region runs from base 65 to 1255 and encodes 396 amino acids. Gene Ontology annotation, cellular component: plasma membrane.